AUGGAGGAGGUUGACGGCAUUCCCCGAGCCUACAUCCACCGUGCUUGCUCCGGUAAGGAGAAACCCGAGGAGAAAGACUUGUCGACGAAGAGCGGCAUCUCAGACGAUGCUGCUUCCCCUGCAUCGUCCAUGAACGGCUGCUUUGACUGCAACAUCUGUUUGGACUUUGUGGUCGAUCCGGUCGUCACGCUCUGCGGUCAUCUCUAUUGUUGGCCUUGCAUCUACAAGUGGAUGCAGGUGGAGAGCAUGUCCCCGAGGCAGUGCCCUGUCUGCAAGGCCUCCCUCUCCCAGGACACCCUCGUCCCGCUCUAUGGCCGCGGAGGACAAAGCCCCGUGGCGGAUUCCGAGGUUCCACAUCGGCCGACCCUUCACCGUGAUCAUGCGGUGUUUACCUCGGUGGUCGACCACCGUCCCCGCGGCACGGAAGAUGCGGCGUACGUUGACCGAUAUCAACCAACGCAGCAGCCUCAGUUUCGCCGCCACCAACACGAUUACUCCGGUUAUGCGAGUCUUCUCGGUACCAGUUAUACGUCAGGAGGCUCUUCUUCGCUACUGUUCGCGCCGUUGUUCCGUUCGACGGCUGGAGGCGUGCUCGGUGGCUUAGCUAUUCUCCCAUGGGCGCAAAGGAAUCAUGGAAUGAACACGUACUACGCAAGCCCGUAUCCUUUCGCAUCGGGUAGCAACAAUCCGAGGCUGCUUAGGCAUCAGAUGCAAGUGGAGAGCUCCCUGCAUCAGAUAUGUCUCUUCCUCUUCUUCUGUGCUCUGUUGUGUCUUCUCUUGUUCUGA
Musa acuminata AAA Group (dessert banana) is the source of this 786-nucleotide messenger RNA. RefSeq names its product E3 ubiquitin-protein ligase RMA1-like. Gene Ontology annotation, cellular component: endoplasmic reticulum. Gene Ontology annotation, biological process: ubiquitin-dependent protein catabolic process. NCBI's taxonomy places the organism in Eukaryota, Viridiplantae, Streptophyta, Magnoliopsida, Zingiberales, Musaceae. Bases 1 to 786 code for a protein of 261 amino acids. The transcript has a single exon. The record is from RefSeq and is a predicted model, not a curated record. Gene Ontology annotation, molecular function: ubiquitin-like protein conjugating enzyme binding; ubiquitin protein ligase activity; metal ion binding.